GUGCGAGGCGGCGGGGCUGAGCUAAGCCGAGCCCACGUGUGACGGCUCUCGCCGCUGCCCCGGCUCCGCGGCUCGCAGAGCGAUUCGGAGGAGCCCGGGCGGGGGGGGAGGAGGAGGGGGAGGAGGGAGCGGAGAUCUCGGGGCUCGGAGCCGGCCGCCGCUCCGCUCCGAUCGCUGUGGGGCUCGGCUCUUUCGGGGGUGGGGGGGGCGGGGGGGCUCCGCUAUGGAGGCAAAUGGGAGCCAAGGCACCUCGGGCAGCGCCAACGACUCCCAGCACGACCCCGGUAAAAUGUUUAUCGGCGGACUGAGCUGGCAGACCUCACCAGAUAGCCUUAGAGACUAUUUUAGCAAAUUUGGAGAAAUUAGAGAAUGUAUGGUCAUGAGAGAUCCCACUACGAAACGCUCCAGAGGCUUCGGCUUCGUCACGUUCGCAGACCCGGCCAGCGUAGAUAAAGUGUUAGGUCAGCCCCACCAUGAGUUAGAUUCCAAGACGAUUGACCCCAAAGUUGCAUUUCCUCGUCGAGCUCAACCCAAGAUGGUCACAAGAACAAAGAAGAUAUUUGUAGGCGGAUUAUCUGCAAACACAGUUGUGGAGGAUGUCAAGCAAUACUUUGAGCAGUUUGGGAAGGUGGAGGAUGCAAUGCUGAUGUUUGACAAAACCACCAACAGACACAGAGGGUUCGGCUUUGUCACUUUUGAGAAUGAAGAUGUGGUGGAGAAAGUCUGUGAGAUUCAUUUCCAUGAAAUCAAUAAUAAAAUGGUAGAAUGUAAGAAAGCCCAGCCGAAGGAGGUCAUGUUCCCACCGGGGACGAGGGGCCGGGCCCGGGGACUGCCUUACACCAUGGACGCAUUCAUGCUGGGAAUGGGGAUGCUUGGCUACCCCAACUUUGUGGCAACCUAUGGCCGCGGCUACCCCGGAUUCGCUCCCAGCUACGGCUAUCAGUUCCCAGGCUUCCCGGCAGCAGCCUAUGGACCAGUGGCGGCAGCGGCGGUGGCAGCAGCCCGAGGAUCAGUCCUGAAUAGCUACAGUGCUCAACCGAAUUUUGGCGCGCCCGCUUCCCCGGCAGGCUCCAACCCGGCGCGGCCCGGAGGCUUCCCGGGGGCCAACAGCCCAGGACCUGUCGCCGAUCUCUACGGCCCUGCCAGCCAGGACUCCGGAGUGGGGAAUUACAUAAGCGCGGCCAGCCCUCAGCCGGGCUCAGGCUUUGGCCACGGCAUUGCUGUGAUGUCCUUGGACCCGGAACCCCACCAGCCUCACUCCUCAUCCCAACCAGAGAUGGCUCACUUCGGACGGAGGGUUGGCUGCAUCUCAUCAUCUCACGAUACUGCUGUAAUAUACAACAACGGCUUUUAAAUGUGUAUAUAACUCAUGAUUCUGGUUCUGUUUGGUUUUGUUUUGUUUUCUUGAUGGUUUCCUGUCCCCGUUUCUCUUCCCCUUCUCCUUUGAAAUUUCCUUGAAUCACGUUUGGGUAGUGAUUUUGACUUAGUCUCGUAGUCACACAGCUUUAAUAUCUAGAUAAAAAGCUAACCAUAGUAUAAUUGUCAUAUUAAGGACUUCUUUUUUCUUUAAAAAAGAUUUUUUUUUUGCUUGUUUUGAUUCUGUUUUCACGUUGAAAGGAUGUUGAGAUGGUAAUAUGACUCUCAAUGUUUUGGUACCGGUUCUGAGACUAUGAAAUUUCAGGUGGAACCUAGCACACACACUGAAGCGAAGUUGUGAUGUGGGAGUGGGAGGUGGGCUUGCGCUUUCUCCUUUGCGUUGUAGCAGUGAGGUGUAGUAGGCUAAUGAACAGACUCUAGCAUUUCUUUGGUGUGAUGUCUCUUUGUUAACCUCAGUCUAUCUAUUUUCGGCAAUAAGGUAAGGACGACAAUGUUUUCGGAGUGUCCUCCUUUUUAUAAGUGCUUUUUCUUUUCUGUUGAAAGAGGUGAUAUUAUAAGGUUUUUUGAAAUUGUGACUUCUAAAAGAGAAAUGUUGUAAAUACAAUUCCAUUAACUACAUAGAAACUAUUAAGAAAGAGAAAAUCAAAAAUAUUUUUGUGAGGGCGUCGGUCCCAGGCAGUUUGAUGCUCCGCGGAAGGAGGAAGGAAGGAAAGCUGGACAAAGCGGGUGACCGAGACGGGCACCCCGGCUGCCGGGCCGGCCCCAGGAACCUGACAGCAGUGCCAAGCUGCUUGUCUACGCGAUAGACCUGUGUUACGGUCAUACCAGCCUGUUAACCUCUCGUCUGUGCACAGCUUCAAAUGUUACCGGCUAGUUAGAUUUUUAUUUAAAAUAUGGAAAACUGCUUUUCCCAAGACAUUUAAAAAGAAACAAAGCUACAAUUUUAAUAUUUAACAUAUUUAAAGUUUCAAAGCACACCUGUUUGGCUUGGGUAGAAGGGGUGGGGGGGGCAUCCUUUUUCAGUCUUAAUUUUUAAAUAUUUGAUCAUUUUCUAUUGUCCGAUCAUUUCAGCGCCUCCAAAGGUCUGUAGGACACCCUGCCUGUCUUCUUCCCCUGCCCCCAACCCUGCCCCAGCGCCAGGGGCCUGUGGGGCAGGUGCAGAAGCCCCUGCCUUCAUCCCACCCUUUCUCCAUUCACUUUCUAUUUACAAAUUAGGAAAGCAACCUUUUGGUUUAUAUAUAUAUUUUUUAAUACCUCAGUGCUGCAAGUAUCACCAGAGAGGCUAUGGAAGAAAUUUUUUUUUAAUUUAUUAUAGAUGUAAACAGAAUUUUAAAAAUAAAAAGUAUAAACAUCACUGCACUGUGACUGGUGGGAAAAACUGACAAUUUCCUGUUUGCACAUGCUUGACAUUGGCUGUUAUAAUAUAUGGUCCUCGGUCGGGGAGAGAUACUUAUGAUGAAGGAUAUUUUUUAAUUUAACUUUUUUUUAAAUGUUGGUACUAGGUCGGCAACAGCAACUGUAGAAGUACAACUCAAUAGAUGGCAUUAAAACCUAUUGUAGUGUGGAUAUAUAUUUUUUUUCUUUUUUAAAAUGUGAUAUUGACGUUUUAUUAAUAUUUUUUAAAUUGUUACGUUUAUAAAUUUGGUACUUAAGGCACAGCCAGUAUGAGACACUGAAUGCGACAUUUAUUAUAAAGAGCUGCUGCACUCCUAUUUUUAUAAAUUUUACUAACGAAGUAGACUAAUGUAGACAUUCACAGACACGGUAGGGCAAACGCAUUUUCAAAUGAAGAACUCCAAAAUGCUAACUCAGAAAGAAAGAAAAAAAAAACAGCCUUUUUUCAAUUCUAAUUAAAUAGCAACGAGAUUUAAAAAAAAUCAUAGACUCUGUUUUCAUGUCAGGUUGUUUGAUGACAUUUUUGGCUUUUGGGGGGGAUUUGGUUUUUUUUCCCCUUCCUUUUUUUUUUUUUAAAUUUCCAAACAACCAGAUUAAGUAACAUGCUGUACGCUUAAAAAAAAAAAAAAAUCUCAAAACUUGUUCAAGUACUAAAAUAACAAAAUAGAAGUUUUAUUAAAAAAGAAAAAAAAAAGAAAAAAAAGAGACAGUAAUUCCCAGAAGCGCAGUGUCUAGCCUAGGAGAUAACGACUCCUUCGUCCCUGUCGGUGUUGUAUGUCAGGAGCCCCCUUUCCACCUCAUAGCGACUCUUCGUUGAUCAUUGUCUAUUAAUAAUGUAUACAAUGGCUAUCUUGUAAGCGUGCUGUCCUGGAACUAGUAUAGUGACUUUUUUUCUCCUUUUUCUUCUAGUACAUAUUGAUAGGUAUAACAUAAUUAAGGUUUAAAAAAAAUUAGACAUAGCUAUUCAGAUUUAGGACCAGUAAGGAUAGAACUUUCUCUUAUAUAUAUAUAAAAAAAAUUGCUAAUGAUUUUGGGGCAGUUUUUUCCUUUAAUUUUUUUGUUUUUCAAUUUCAAGUUUAAUUUUUCUUUUUGCUGAUCUGAUGUGGUUUCAACUAACCCAAGGUCUCACCACGUUCAAAUGCCGGCUGACUCUGCGGCAUUUUGUAGAUCCCCACCCUCCUUCUCCAUGAAGGGGCGUGCCAUACUACCUUAAAUGCUAAUGCUAGAUAUGCAAAACUGGAUUUUUUUAAUUUAUUUUUUAAAAGAGGGAGGCAUGGUAUAUUAAAAUGAUUUUACAAAGAGAAAAAAAUAUUUUUUUAAGAAUGCUCAGAAGAAAUUGCUAAUCUGUGUGAAUAUGUUUUAGAUGUUUAUAUACCUUUUGAAGAGACCCAGUAGCCCAUAGCACAAUCUUGUGGAAUCUGAUAUGUUUUCAUGUGGCUACCUAGGUUGAGGUUCACGUGAGUCCCCCCACCUCCUCAUUUAGAAGUCCAUUUUGAAACGUUUUUGUAAAUUCUUUGAGCACUGAUGUUUAGCCUUUGUCUUGGUUUCGGUUACACUCAGUGGCACAUUCAGGCACCACCCUUGACCUGCCCUAGGGGAGAGACCCUCCUGUUGAUGGCUUUGCAAGGAAUCACCCGGGAGACGCCGGGCGGGCGUCUCUCUGGCCGCCAGCUCCAUCUGCCUGAGACCCCGGAACGCCUCUCCUCCUGAACAGAGAGCAAGUGGCAUUGGUUCUGGGAUUCAUUCCUGGUGCCGCCUGGACUUGGGGGCUUGUGCAGGCGACCAAGCCUUUGGUCUUCGCUCCCGGAGCCCACGCAGACCUGGUAGCAGCUUCCUCCUACCCCGUGGGGAAAACCAAACAGCCUCGCGCUCUGUCCCAGGCGCCCACUGGCUUGAUUCCAGUGAAGCCCCAACAGGCCUCUGCGUUUUAUCCUCCAUAACCAUCAUCUUAAUUUGAACUCAUAGCUUGGACUUUAAGGUAGCAUGGCUCUAUUGCUGUCGAAUGCAUCAUUGCACAGCGAUUCACAGCCAGUGAAUGUUACACACAUCUUGCUAGACUAGGAUAAAAAUCAUUGGGUAAUUGUUGGUUCUAACGACCUGAAAGGUGUUCAGUUUUCAUUUGUGUUUUUGUUUUGUUUCUUGAGCUUUUGAUUUGGGGGGUGGGGGAGGAGUUGUUCUUUUUUUUCAUUUGGGGAUUUCAGAAAAAAUAAAAAGAUUAUUUUUGGUUCCAGAUAGAGAAACAAAAUCUAUUUUGAUCUUUAGUGCAAACGAGGGCUAGGGACUUAGCCUCCACCACCACACUGCGUCAUCUGCCAUUCACUCGCUGCAGCAUAUUCAAGAAUAAAGCAAUAUGGUUUACUACAUUUUUUAUCCAAGGUCAGCCAUGCUUUCUGUAUUAUAUUGCAUAUGAAAUUGUUUACAAAGGAAACACUAACUCAUACUUCUCUUUAUCAGUUGGAAGUGGCACACAGAGACAGAGGGAGAUGGGGAGAGGGGCAGGAAGGGGAGAAUUUUUAUUUUUUUCCUCAAAUGUGCUUCACCAGCCAGGCCAUCUUCCAAGAAAGGAGCAGCCAGGUGGGGGCGACAGGGAGAGAAGAGGGCCAGAGUGCAGGUGAGCGCACCGGUGGAAGACACUGGCGAGUUCCCUCCCCUCACCCCAAAGCUGAAAGUCAGCUUAGCCCAGUCCUGGGCAGACACUACACAAGGACAUGCUGGAAGUUAAGCAAUACUUUAAUACUGUAAUAUGUUUGUUUUCUUUUUUUUUUUUUCUUUCUUUCUCACCAAAAAAAAAAAAAAAGGAGGUAAACUAAACAAAAGCAUAUAUUUAAAAACAAAUACCAAACCCACCCCUCUCGGGGAGCAACCCAAAUCCGAACCCUCGGCUCUCAGCCCAUCAGAGUGCGUGGUCUCAGACAGGACUUUAUUUGCGGGCGGCAGGGCUGUGAGGGGAGAGGGGACUGGGGACUGAGAGUUCCGGAGCCCGCGCGGAAGGCUCCCUACUGCUGUAUUCUGUACAUACUGUACCAUCCCGUGUGGGACCUGUGGCGUCCUCUUCAGUACUGUGGGCUAGCCGAUCUGCCUUUCAUGGUGUGUUGUAAACUCGGAAUUCCAUAUGUAAUAGGAUGCAAGUCGAAGCGUUUCAUGUGACAUCAAUGUAUCUCAAUAAAACUUUCCCUAGCACUGUG
Ochotona princeps (American pika) is the source of this 5957-nucleotide messenger RNA. It is a transcript of the gene MSI2, whose product is annotated as musashi RNA binding protein 2. NCBI's taxonomy places the organism in Eukaryota, Metazoa, Chordata, Mammalia, Lagomorpha, Ochotonidae. Gene Ontology annotation, molecular function: RNA binding. The record is from RefSeq and is a predicted model, not a curated record. The coding region runs from base 224 to 1354 and encodes 376 amino acids. The transcript is spliced from 13 exons. Gene Ontology annotation, cellular component: cytoplasm.